AUAAAUAGCCACUUCAUCCUUCUUUAUUUCUCCAAUGGCUUCCAGCGGCAAAGAAAUAGCGUCAGAGCUCCUUCCUCUCAUCAGAGUUUACAAAGAUGGCACCGUCGAACGCCUCAUGGGAUCUCCCUAUGUGUCCCCAUCUCUUCAUGACCCAGAAUACGGCGUCUGUUCCAAGGACAUCACCAUCUCUCACAACCCGAAAAUCUCAGCUCGCCUUUUCUGCCCUCAAACCCUAAACCAACAUGUCCCAAACCAAAAGCUUCCGGUUUUGGUCUACUUCCACGGCGGUGGUUUUUGCUUUGAAUCUGCUUUCUCGUCUGAUCACCACCGCUUCCUCAACCGCCUAGUCUCGAAAGCCCAAGUCGUCGCCAUCUCAGUCGAGUACAGACUUGCCCCAGAAGUCCCACUUCCCUUUUGUUACCAAGACUGCUGGGCUGCUCUUCAAUGGGUCGCUUCGCAUAUUGAAAAUGAAGAGCGUGUUAGUGCUAUUAACAAAGAGCCAUGGCUAGCCAGCUACGGCGAUUUCGAUAGAGUUUACAUUGGUGGUGACAGUACAGGUGGUAAUAUUGUACAUAACAUAGCAAUGAAGGCCGGGACUGAGAGCUUGAGUGUGAAAAUCGUGGGGGCAUUUAUGUCCCACCCCUACCUUUUGAGUUCCAAGCCACUGGCGUUGGAGCCAAAAGGCGAAGAGUUCGAGAAGUAUCUGCCUUGCCUGGUUUGGGGGUUUUUGAAUCCGUCGGCUCCGGGAGGUCUUGAUAAUCCGAUGGUUAACCCGGUAGGUUUGGGUGCUCCGAGCAUGGCUGGGCUUGGGUGCUCUAAGCUGCUUGUGUGUCUCUCUAGCAAUGAUGAGUUGAGGCCUAGAGGUGUUUGGUAUUAUAAUUUGGUCAUGGAGAGUGGGUGGAAAGGAGAGGUGGAGUUGUUUGAAGUCGAAGGAGAGGGACACGCUUUCCAGAUUUUCAGUGUGGCCGAGACCCAUAAUGUUAAGAAAAUCAUCAACAAAUUGGCUUCUUUUCUUGUGUAACAUCUCAUGUAUUUGCUACUUUGAUCAUGUGUUCCAAAUGUAGGAUGAACUGAUGAAGGAUAUUUCUUUCAGUUCAACAAAACAAUUUGGUUCACAUCCAUUUAAACUAUUUGGAUCACUCCAUCAAGCUUAAUUUGUUUCUAUAUUAUUAAAGGCAUAAUCAUCGCCAUAUUUU
Molecule: messenger RNA, 1196 nt
Organism: Rosa chinensis
Lineage: Eukaryota; Viridiplantae; Streptophyta; Magnoliopsida; Rosales; Rosaceae
Product: 2-hydroxyisoflavanone dehydratase
Exons: 1
Coding region: 35-1021 (328 amino acids)
Molecular function (GO): hydrolase activity
Source: RefSeq, a predicted model, not a curated record